Messenger RNA from Necator americanus (New World hookworm), 1710 nucleotides. RefSeq lists its product as uncharacterized. Gene Ontology annotation, molecular function: transmembrane transporter activity. The transcript is spliced from 17 exons. The coding region runs from base 1 to 1710 and encodes 569 amino acids. Gene Ontology annotation, biological process: transmembrane transport. The record is from RefSeq and is a predicted model, not a curated record. Gene Ontology annotation, cellular component: membrane. NCBI's taxonomy places the organism in Eukaryota, Metazoa, Nematoda, Chromadorea, Rhabditida, Ancylostomatidae.
AUGAUUUUGGAUAUGCGUGGCGGGAAAAGCAGUACUGCUACUCUCUCUCCUACUUCCUCUACCGGAGCUGCUAUUUGGCAGAUUCGAACAAUGGAAAAAGAGGACGAGUUUAAUGUUGGCGUUAAAUCAGAGAUCAAGAAAUGCAACAAUAACGAAAAAUUGGACAAAGGAGAAGAAGAGAAAGUUGUCGCUCAAGAGGAUGAGGAGUCGGACGAAAGUAGCAAAACGAUGGAAUGUGAUAUGCUAUUCAAUAUGUCUAUUUUAAUUUGUACUAAUCUUCUUAAUUACAUGGACAGGUUUGCUUUAGCAGGAGUUUUAACAAAUGUACAAGCAUUUUAUGGAAUUAAUGACGCUGAUGCUGGUCUGCUACAUACUGUAUUCAUGGUUUUUUUCAUGUUCACCUCGCCAGUUUGUGGUUUUUUCGGUGACAGGUAUAAUCGAAAGUGGAUUAUGGUAUUUGGAUUAGCUGUUUGGAUUUCGGCUGUGUUUGCUUCAACGUUUGUUCCUAAAGAUAAAUUUUUGGCAUUUCUUUUAUUGCGUGGAGUUUUUGGGCUCGGCGAAGCGUCGUAUACCACGAUUACUCCAUCGAUCAUAGCUGAUAUGUUCACAGGACCAAGUAGAAGUCGGAUGUUGAUGAUCUUCUAUUUUGCAAUUCCAUUUGGAAGCGGUCUAGGCUUUAUUGUUGCUUCAAAGGUCUCCGCUUUAACCGGACAUUGGACAUGGGGUAUUCGGAUCACAGUAUUUUUUGGGAUUAUUUGCCUGGCGAUGAUCAUCAUUUUUAUGAAAGAGCCGCUGCGUGGUGCCGUUGAGCGAGUAGGAGGAGGAGGUCAGAAAGCAAUGGUAGCGACUAGCUAUCGGGACGAUGUCGUAUCCCUUGUUAAGACGCCCACUUACAUCUUGUCAACUGCUGGUUACACUGCACUUGUUUUUAUGGUGGGAACGUUGUCGUGGUGGGCAGCGACGACUAUUCAGCACAGUGAGGCGAAUAAGCUGGGCUUAAACAGUACUGCUCUGUUGAAUUCAGAUGUGAAAGUGCGAAUUAAUCUGAUUUUUGGAGUUCUAACAUGUGCUGGAGGCAUUGCUGGUGUAGGUCUUGGAUCUGUCCUUUCUAUGAUGCUUCACACUGGUUACGGGCCUUUCAAAUGGGUUCAAACGAUUCGAUCGGAUGCAAUUAUUUGUGGAGUUGGAUCACUGAUCGGCGUUCCGGCAUUGUUUUUAUCCCUCUACUUCAUCCCAAUAAACAUCACAGUAGCAUGGGCUUUUAUAUUCAUUCUUACUACCGUCUCCUGCUUUAAUUUUGCUACGCAUGUGGAUCUGCUGAUGGAUGUAGUUAUACCAACUCGACGAAAUGCAGCCAACUCGUGGCAAAUAUUGUUCUCCCACAUGUUUGGAGACGCGUCAGGACCGUAUAUAGUUGGAAUAAUUUCGGAUCAAAUACGAGGAGAAGAUUCUUCGCCGGGCGGGAAUUUUCGGUCGCUAGUAAUCUCUUUCUAUCUCCCGAAUGCUUUACUUGGACUCAGUGCAGCGCUGUUCUUUUGUGCUGCGUACACAUUUGUUAAAGAUAAUCACAAAAUGAAGAGAUACAUGGGUGCACUUGAUUCUGCUUCUGAGACAACAGAAGUUCCGGAAGGUGAUGUGCUUCCACAGUCAGCAGCUUCCAAAAGCGAGGAACCACGAGAGCAAGAAACACAAGACACAGCACAGACAUGA